This is a messenger RNA of Rotaria socialis, 438 nucleotides long. The record is from the annotation of a GenBank genome assembly. Lineage: Eukaryota; Metazoa; Rotifera; Eurotatoria; Philodinida; Philodinidae.
AUGACUUUGGAAAACAAUGACGAAACACAGAUUCAACAAUUGAUUAAUGAUUGGACAAGUGCUCUGUGCGCGAAAGAUAUCGAUCGAAUGAUGGUCAACUAUGCCGAUGAUGUAAUUGUCUUCGACGUGAAGCCUCCAUUCCAGAUUAAAGGUGUAACUGAAUGGAGACGAACAUGGGAACAACGUUUACCUUAUUUUCCGGAAUCUUUUCAGGUCGAAACUCGGGAUAUGAAUAUUAAUGUUAGCGGUGAUACAGCAUUUGUUCAUUGGGUCUCGUGGUUUACUGGCAUGCCAAAGGAUCAUCCAGCAGGCCAAACUUGGAUGCGCGCAACUGUUGGAUAUAAGAGACAAAAUGGACGUUGGUUUAUUGCACAUGAACAUGUGUCACUUCCAUUCAAUCCAGAAACAUCUCAGGUUGUACUCACUCCAGAUAUAUAG